This is a messenger RNA of Dovyalis caffra, 408 nucleotides long. The record is from the annotation of a GenBank genome assembly. NCBI's taxonomy places the organism in Eukaryota, Viridiplantae, Streptophyta, Magnoliopsida, Malpighiales, Salicaceae.
AUGGCUCUAGUCAUGAAUCGCAACUACAGCUACAGUAGUGCUAGUCAUAAUAUGGGGCCAACUCCACUGUUGAGGAGCAGGAGUAGCAGCAGUAGCGGUACUUGGAAUGAGUUAUUAGGAGGAUAUAGCAACAGUUCGGAGCAUUACAGCAGCAGCUCGGUGAUGAUGAUGGAGAAGAGACAGUUGUUUCUUAGAAGCUACCAGUUCUGUCGGAAAAGAAGCCUAGCAGAAAGGAUCAAGGGGUCUUUGAUUAGAGUCAAGAAAGUGGUGUGGCUGAAACUAAGAUCUGCUCGUAAACUUAGAAGGUUGGUUUGGUCCAGACUCCGUAGUGCGUUCUACUAUCGUCGCAGAAGAAGAUUUCUUCGCCUCCUUAACCAGAAUCAUCACAACUCUUCCACCUGCACUUAA